Eruca vesicaria subsp. sativa (arugula) is the source of this 1164-nucleotide messenger RNA. The record is from the annotation of a GenBank genome assembly. NCBI's taxonomy places the organism in Eukaryota, Viridiplantae, Streptophyta, Magnoliopsida, Brassicales, Brassicaceae.
AUGGUGAGGCUUAGGAGUAAUGGCGAUUCGGGUGCGAGGCUGGACGAACCAGGCUCAAGUGGAUUUCUCGGCGGAAUCCGGCAAUUUCCGCUCGCUGCUCAGCCGGAGAUUAUGAGAGCCGCUGAGAAAGACGAUCAGUACGCUUCUUUCAUCCACGAAGCCUGCCGCGACGCCUUCCGACACCUAUUCGGUACCCAAAUCUCCGAAAUUUCAUUUAUUUUAUCCAAACUUAUGCAUGGCCACUCAUCGGCUUCUGCUGCUAGGUACAAGAAUUGCUCUAGCUUACCAGAAAGAGCUUUUAUGACGUUUUGGGGGCAGAUGAAACUUCUUGGGCAAAUGCUUUACUUUGUUCUGACCACUGGUUCAGGGCAACAAACUUUAGGAGAGGAGUAUUGUGACAUUAUACAGGUUGCAGGACCUUAUGGGCUCUCUCCUACACCAGCUAGACGUGCUUUGUUCAUACUGUAUCAGACUGCAGUUCCAUAUAUCGCCGAGAGGAUUAGCUCAAGAGCUGCCUCGCAAGCGAUUACCUUUGAUGAGUCUCAGUCUGAUGAUAGUCAUAUCCAGUCACCAAGAAUGAUUGAUCUUUCGUCUUCAUCUCAAAUGGAGAAUUCAGCUUCUGUAUUAUCUAAGUUAAAAGAUAGACUUCAGAGACUGUGGCACCGAGUUCUUCGAAGAUGGCCUGUGGUUCUCCCUGUUGCCCGUGAAGUCUUACAACUGGUUCUCCGUGCCAAUUUGAUGCUCUUCUACUUUGAAGGUCUAUAUUAUCAUAUAGCGAAACGUGCCUCCGGGGUUCGUUAUGUAUUCAUAGGAAAGCAAUUGAAUCAGAGACCUAGCAGAUACCAAAUUCUCGGAGUGUUCCUUCUAAUCCAAUUGUGCAUCCUUGCUGCUGAAGGCUUGCGUCGGAGUAACUUGUCAUCUAUCACAAACUCAGUUCAGCAGGCGUCUAUAGGAUCUUAUCAAAGCUCAGGAGGGAGAGGGUUACCUGUUUUAAAUGAAGAGGGAAAUUUGAUAACUCCAGAAGCUGAAAAGGGAAACUGGUCUGCGUCCGAUGCAACUUCAACUACGGAGGCAGUAGGGAAAUGCACUCUCUGCUUAAGCAACCGUCAGCACCCGACGGCCACUCCCUGUGGUCAUGAGCUGCAUUAUGGAAUGGUGCAAUGA